AUGGCGCAUCAGUGGGCCAGGAGGGUCACUGGCCACAACAGCGCAGCCUUGCACAACCAGAACCAGCACCAGGAUAACCAGCAGGAACAAGAACAAAAAAGCCCUGCCCAAAAACUGGCCGAACGUGUCCACUCGUGGAGCACAACUGAGCUCGACUAUCGACCGGACAAAGGCGAUAUACGGGCACGGAGUCACCCACGGAUCAUUCUCCACACCUCCACUUCCAGAAACGGGCAGCCUGAAUAUUGCCCACAAGCACUUGCCAGCUUGUGCCAAGGACCCUGUGGACCAAUGUUUGAAUACCUCGCAGAAAACCUCAAAACUCGCUCCAAGGCUAAGCAGGACAAGGACAAUGCGGAGCAAACUCUGGCAAGGAAACAACAGUCGCUUACAGUGAGGCAAAAGCAACAAUCAAGGACUCUCCAUUGCCACGAACUCACCCUCUCUAUUGCCAGAAAACAACGCGAGAUUGCGGAAUGCAAGGAGCGGAUCAAGAAACAGAGGCAAAUGCAGACAGUGAAGGAGAUUCAUCACCAGCAGGAGAUGCAGACUAUCCGUGUGUUUCAGGAGUAUCAGGCUCGUCUACAGCUAACUCAGAUUGUACCAUUGGUUCAUGGAACUGGGACCAAUCGACACACGCUCGAGGCGGUUCUUCAGAAGACAGUGCAAGAAAUAUCCGACCUUCUGAAGCAAGUCGCUGUGGAGCAACCACACGCGACUCGAGGAUCAUUGGAGGGACGGAAUGGCAGCAUGCAGAGCUUGUACGAACACCUUCAGCAAACUAGCGACGGCGUGAGCCACUUUCUGGAAGUCAUUGCAGGAUCCAAGAAGGCCCAGCUUCUCGCACUCGGAUCUCUCAAGGACCAAAAAUCGACAGAGUCGGCAUCGGGGUCAGAAACUGCUACAAGUAGCGAGGCCGCCAGUCUUUUACACAUGUUUCGAGGACAUCACAUCGAGAGAGUGGUCCAAGUAGAAUCAGUACUCAACAAAGUAUCAGCCUGCGAACGCGAAAAGUCUCAACUGUACACUGAGAUGCGAUUCCGAGCCCAACGACGUGACCAAGAAAAAAAACCGAAUCAUUUCUUGCAGGAGUUGGAGGAGACCAAGGCACUUCUUCAGGGGUUGAGAACCGCACUGGAGUUUAUUCAGACUGAGCAGGAGAAUUUGGUUGAGAGGCUUAUGGCUGAAGACGAGCUGAGGGCGAAGAUUGAGAGCAUUGGACGGGCCUCCAGGGCGGCGGACCAGAAAUUGCGUCAGGCACAGCACAACGUCAGGAAAGUGACAGAGAUGGUACAAUUGAACCUCGAAAAGGCCCCUUCACUGGCCAACAGUAUCGCAAGCGACAUCACCGAAUCCCUUUCCCAGGGCCUCGCCCAACUCUCGACCUCCGUACAAGCCAGGAAUACCACCGGAGUGAACGAUAUCAAGAUCUUGCAGGACCUCACUCAACAGAGUCAAACUGUCUACGAGGCGAGUCAUGCCCACCUGAUCCCGCUCCCUGGACCAAGCUGGAGGGGAUCAUCGUUGUUGAGUAGCGGGUCUGGGAUGGAAACUGCUGGACUUGCCUGGUACGAAACUUCGGGAUCUGCGUCCCUGUCAGCGGACCAGCUCAUCUUUCAGAAGGCUAGACUUCAGAGCCACAAUAUGGUCCGUCAACUGACCGUCUCCAAAGCCAAGGACCUGAAUGCUCGACAUGCACGUUCCAACAACGAGACGAUCGAGUCCAUGAAAUCUACAACCUCGCAGAUUCUCUCCUCUUUGCCCUCGACAAUCGUUUCAACUUCUGAGACGACUUCACAAGAGGAUGAGGAAGGCGGUGGCGGCGCUUUGGGUGUCGACAGUCUGGACUCAAAAUUCGUGGCCGAGAUCAAAGAGAUUGCGGGAUCACUGACCAGAUAUGACGACGAAUAUCACACAGCACUGGCAAGCGAGAUUGAACACGUUCUUGUGGAGACAGAGUAUGCAGGUGCUGUAGCCGAGGAGGUUCGAUCGUUGGUCGACGAUGGUCACAAGAUCGCCUCUCGUUUCGAGACGACCCAAGGAUAUGGACAGGAACCGUCCAAGCAAAGUCGUAACACCACCUCUACUGGAUCAGCAGAGUCCAAGCGAAUGCGAUUCAUAUAA
Linnemannia hyalina is the source of this 2124-nucleotide messenger RNA. The record is from the annotation of a GenBank genome assembly. Lineage: Eukaryota; Fungi; Mortierellomycota; Mortierellomycetes; Mortierellales; Mortierellaceae.